Molecule: messenger RNA, 4204 nt
Organism: Carassius gibelio (silver crucian carp)
Lineage: Eukaryota; Metazoa; Chordata; Actinopteri; Cypriniformes; Cyprinidae
Product: C-type mannose receptor 2
Exons: 12
Coding region: 1-1785 (594 amino acids)
Molecular function (GO): signaling receptor activity
Source: RefSeq, a predicted model, not a curated record
AUGUCCCGCAAAGAAAAUGACCUGUGGUGGAUUGGUUUACACAGUUUUAAGAACGACGGGAGAUUAAGGUGGUCUGAUCAUUCUGUGCUCAAUUAUGUGUCCUGGGGACUAGGAGAGCCUCAACCAAUCACCAAAGAGCCCAAAUGUGCCCAAAUCUCCGCUUCAAAAGGUGACUGGUCAGACCAGAGCUGUCACAUCGAUCUGCCAUAUGUGUGUAAAAGGGUCAAUGUGAUGGGUACCAUCGCUCCCACACCUGCUCCUCCUCUCAUGCCUGCUGGCUGCUCCCGGGGCUGGAGUCCUUUACUACACAAGUGUUAUAAGGUGUUUGGAGAGGAGCUGUCGAGUCGUAGCACUUGGGAAUCUGCAUCCAACAUGUGUCUGACACAUAGAGCCACGCUAGUGACAGUGCCCAACCACAGAGUUCAGGCGUUCAUGGUGACUCUGCUGCCCAACAGCAGUUUCCAUGUGUGGGUGGGGCUCACUUCAGGAUCACAGGCUCAGUUCAUGUGGCUUGAACCUGGUUUGCUUAGCUACACUAACUGGGCCCCCGGAGAACCAGUGGACAACAGACAAAUGAAAAGCCCGGGUAACUGCAUAGUGCUUCUCCAUGGAAGUCCUCCCCAAAUGAUGGGCAUGUGGGCGUCUCGCAGGUGUGAUGCAGAGAAACACGGCUUCGUCUGCAUGAAAGAUAAAGACCCUACCUUGCCCCCUGAUGUGGACCUUCUUCCCCCAUCAUUAGAUGGUGCAUUAGUAUUUGAUGGCAUGCAGUACCGGAUUUUGCAGAAGCCUCUGGACUGGCGUGGAGCACUGUAUUUGUGUGACUCCAUUAAUGGCACACUGGCAGUGGUGCGGGAUCCUCGGCAGCACGCCUACCUCACACUCGUCCUCAGCACGCUCCGCAAACCCUCCUGGAUCGGACUACACAACGACGGGGCUCAGAGCUACACAUGGCUGGGUGAAGAGGAGCUCACAUUCAGUGACUGGCGGGAUGGAGAGCCUAAUCAAAUGUAUGGAUGUGGUCACAUGACCGUUGAGGGCCAGUGGGCCACAGCUGCUUGCAAUACCAAAUUAAACGCCAUCUGUGAAAUUAACACGGAGAGAAGGAUAGACCACAGGUGGAUAUAUCCAGGUUUUUGCCCAGAGCCUGUAGGUAAUUGGUCCUGGGUUCCUUUCAGAAAUCACUGCUACUCGUUCAUCCUCCACGAACUAAAAUUUAAACACGAGGCCAUACGCAUGUGUAACAAAGUGGGUGCUAAACUGUUGUCAAUAUUAGAUGAAAAUGAGAACAGUUUUGUAUGGGAGCACAUGCAGAGUUUUCAACAACAGGUCCACGGAGCUUGGCUUGGAAUGAUCUUUAACACCAAAGAAGGCAGUCUGGAGUGGUCAGAGAGUCAAGUAUUAGACUACAGUAACUGGGAGCAGCAGGACACUAAUCUGAGCAUGCUGACAGCCAACAGCUGCUUCUGGGUUCAGAGCAACACAGGCCUCUGGAGCCCCGGCUCCUGCAAAAAUGGCACACAUGGAGUCAUCUGUAAACGCCCACGAGGAUCCACAGCAGAGCUUGAAGUUCAGUCUGCGGUCGAUCAUCUCCAUGUAUUAACACAGGUCCUGGUUGCAGCACUCGUUCUGAUUGCUCUGGUGGUGGGAGGGAUUUAUCUGUAUCGUAGGUGGAGCUUCGGCUCCACGGGCGCUUAUGACAGCGCUCGGUACAGCCGCACUAACUCCGCCCCCUCCGAAGAAGCAGGUCUUGUUUCAGACCUGGAGUUAAACGAACAGGGCCAAUAAUGCUGGAUAUGUUCAAACUGAUUCAAAGCACCUAGGAAAGCAAAUCUGCUAUGGCAACAACUGACUGAGAGAAUUUAUGCUUAAAGAAAAGGGAACAAAGUGCCCCCCCCCCCAAAAAAAAAAAUCACAUUGACUUAAAACUUCCGGACUAUGAGAAUGCACUGUCACUUUUGAAGUUAUUUGCUGUGACUGUUUUUUAUUUUUUAUUUUUUUUUGUGCAGCUGAAAUUGAUGUUCUCUGGGUCAGAAUUCAGGUCCCUCAUGGAUAAAUCUGAAAAUGAUAAUCAUAAUAAUUACACAUCAAAUGAAACGAUUCUAUGUUUGAAGUUCAGUGAUGCAGGACCAAAAAAAAAAGAAAAAAAAGACUGUGGACAGAAAUAGACAGAUGAAAGUGCAUGAGAAUGAGCCUGUCACAAGCAGCGCAGUAUCUCUCUCUCACAUGUUGAACAAUCACAUGUUGAACACAGAGCUGCCCAACAGGAAGUCUGACCUCACUGUAACUGUUUUCUUGAUCUCAGCCGCUAUGAUGAGCUCACGUAAAAUCUGAAUCCAAACAGUACAAGGAAUGAAACAUAAACUUGGUUCGAUUAUCUGUGCUUAUUCUUAGUGUUGUGGAUGGGUUGGCCAAAUAAUUCACCUCAAAAUGUGAUCACAAAUGGAUCUGGUUGUAUAAAUGGCUGCCAUUACAUUCUUUAUACAUGUAUUUCUUAGAGUUUUAAGGAACAGUAUAUAUUUGGUAUAUUGCCUUUAAAGGAAUAGUUCACUCAUCCUCAGGCCAUGCAAGAUAUAGAUGAACAUCGCAACAGAAAUGUAACAUCAUAUUACAAAUAGUUACUCUGCAGUGAAUGGGUGCCAUCAGAAUGAGAGUCCAAACAGCUGAUAAAAACAUGACAAUAACCCACAAGUAACGACUCCAGUCCAUCAUUUAACAACAUGUGAAAUGAAGAAAUCAAUUAAAAGCAUUUUAAUGGUGAAUUUGUUUCUUACGAACAUACAGAUUUUCACUCCACAGGAGAUUAUGUUUUUAUAGACUGGAGAUUCACUGAAGAGAAUCCAUUGGUGAGCAAGUGAUGUGAUGCUAAAUUUCUCCAAAUUUGUUCCAAUGUAGAAACAAAUUCAUCAUCAUCUUGGAUGGCUUGCGGAUGAGUUAAUUUUCAGUAACAAACUUUUCAGUAAAUGUUUCAGUUUUGGGUGAACUAUUAUGUAAGAAAGUAAAUAGUGCUUGCCAGUGCAAAACUCAUCACAUACCGGGUUCGACGGUGGUUGAUAGGAUGUUACUAUGUGUUUUUAGUUCAUUUUUAUGCAAUUGCUUACUCAAAAGAUCUCACCUCAAAGUUUUUAAGUGUAAUAUUUGGGUUCAGGAGUUUCAGAUCCCUAAGUAUGAGGAAUAGUAAUAGAGAUUCUUGUUUUUAGCACACACCACUGAUAACCCAUAACCAGUGCUUCCAUAUAUCCAUACUAACUUUACUCACAUGCCAUUGCUUUUUACACAACUAGGUGGCACCAGUUCAGCACUUAUAAACAAUUCUUCUCUUUAAACUUUCUUGCUUACUGUUAAAACACCAUUUUGCAUAGUAUUUAAGUUUUAUUUAUGACAAUAGAGAUGGCCUUUAAUAUCAUUAUAAAAAAAUUAUCUGACCAUGCGGUUAAUUUGAACAGAAGUAAAGAGUAAUGCAACAUAUGGUCUGAAAAUGCAGUGCAACAACAGUUGUUUCUCAACUUUGAAAUGACAUGUUUGACUAUGACCAUAAAGAUCAUGCAGAGCAUUAUAUUAUGUGACUUCACCAAAUACAUAGGCUGUGAUAUCGGACACGGCCGCCAUGGCAUUGCACAUGGUCAUGCGAUUAUGAAACAAUCAUUCUAAUUUGUGAAAGACUUUGUAUGAGCGCCUCAGAUUGAAUUAGACAAAAUACAGAACAGUGGACUGAACUAUGGAAAGAAAUGAAUCAACUUCAGACCGUCUAAAAACAAUGAAAAUUUGUCAUUUUUAUGUUUGUUUUGAACAUUUUGUUUUAUGAAAUUGCUUUAAACAUAAAAUAAAAAUAUGUUUACUAUGUGACUGCUAUAAAAAAAAAUGCUUGUCUUGACAGUAUCUAGAGUUAUGCCUUUAAGUUAUUCAGAAAAUAUAAGGAUACUUCGAAACUUUACAUUGUUGGAAUAUGGAGCUCACUAUCUGUUUGAGCGAUUGCACUAAAUAGUAUGUGUCGCUAGGGGGCAGGAUUGGCUUUUAAAUAUUCACGGUUGGUCAAACGUUUGUGGUCACUAAGAUUUUUUUAACGAAAUGAAAACUUUUAUUCAGAAAGUGUUCAUUAAAUUGAUUAAAACUGACAGUAAAGACAUUUAUAAUGUUACAAAAGAUUUCCAUUUCAAAUAAAUGCUGUUCUUUUGAACUUUGAAGUUGAACAAAGAAUCACGAAAGA